Manduca sexta (tobacco hornworm) is the source of this 562-nucleotide messenger RNA. Its product is annotated as rhodanese domain-containing protein CG4456-like. Lineage: Eukaryota; Metazoa; Arthropoda; Insecta; Lepidoptera; Sphingidae. The record is from RefSeq and is a predicted model, not a curated record. Gene Ontology annotation, cellular component: mitochondrion. Gene Ontology annotation, molecular function: thiosulfate-cyanide sulfurtransferase activity.
UGUCACUACUUAUAGAUUACCAUUUACCUCAAGUGUUAAAAGCAAGAUUCUUAAGUUCUGAAAAGAAAAAUAAGAUAAUGGUGGAUCAAAGAGUGGUCAGUUAUGAUGACAUGUUGAAAGUGAUACACCAGCCAGAAAAGGUGAUCAUUGACGUCCGCAAUCCAGAUGAAGUGCAUAACACAGGGAAGAUACCUUCCAGCAUCAACAUUCCAUUGGGAAAUGUUCAAAAUGUAUUGGCAUCCAUGUCUGAAGAGGAAUUCAAACGUCAAUAUCAACGAAGCAAGCCAUCAUCAUCUGAUGAGCUGAUCUUCUAUUGUCAGUCAGGUAGAAGAUCUUCAGAAGCUCUGGAUAAAGCUCUAAAACUUGGAUAUUCUAAUUCUAAGACAUACUUGGGAAGUUGGAAUGAUUGGUCCAGUCGCCAGAAGUGAUUAUCAUCACACUGUCUACAUGUGGUGUUAGUUGCACUGUGAUGUAUGAUAUAUUUUGCAUAAUAUUUAAUUAAGGUUGCGGUAUCUGUUUUACUUUAAAGGGAUGUCUGCACAAUAAAAUUGUGUUUUUAAUA